Messenger RNA from Eutrema salsugineum, 1378 nucleotides. Its product is annotated as E3 ubiquitin-protein ligase SIRP1. Lineage: Eukaryota; Viridiplantae; Streptophyta; Magnoliopsida; Brassicales; Brassicaceae. Bases 184 to 1260 code for a protein of 358 amino acids. Gene Ontology annotation, biological process: protein ubiquitination. Gene Ontology annotation, cellular component: cytoplasm. The transcript is spliced from 2 exons. Gene Ontology annotation, molecular function: ubiquitin protein ligase activity. The record is from RefSeq and is a predicted model, not a curated record.
CCCACCAUUUCUGCUGCAAACCUCCAAAAAGAUGAAAAUAUAAAGGUUAGCUUCCUUAUUGUGGAGAUUUUUAAGAAGGAUCAGAUAACUAUUUCCUCUGGAUCUUCAAAAAGUAGGCACAUUUACAAGAAACGAGAGAUAUAGAGAGAUUUUGGUGGGGAAGGAGAGAACGAGGAAAAAGCAAUGGCGGCUAGGUAUUGGUGUCAUAUGUGUUCACAAAUGGUGAAUCCAAUUAUUGACGCCGAGAUCAAAUGCCCAUCUUGCCAAAGCGGGUUCGUCGAGGAGAUGAGCGGUGACAUUAAUGGCGGCAGCAGCAGCAGCUUAAGGGAGGUUCAAGACCAAGAGAUCGAUUUAAACCAUGCAUUGUCUCUACUGGGUCCAAACUUGCUUGGAAUGAUGAACAAUCCUCGGAGACGUAGAAGGUUUAGGAGGACAGAGUUUGGUGUGAGUAAUGAUGAGGUCAAUGGUGUUGCUAAUCUUGAUGGGAAUGACAGCAAUGUCGAUAAUCAUCAUCAUCAUCGUCGUCGUCAUCGCCACAGGCAACACGAUGGAGAGAUUGAUUCAGAUAGAGAGUUUGAGUCUAUCCUGAGGAGGAGACGGAGAAGUUCAGCUGCAAUAUUGCAGUUGCUUCAUGGCAUUCGUGCAGGGAUCAAUUCCGAGUAUGAGAGCUCGGAACGGAGCACGUUUAAUGAAUCAGGUGUUGUUCAGGGAUCGACGGGUUUGAAUCAUAACCGGAACAAUACUUCACUUUCUUCAAUAGGAGAUUACUUUGUUGGACCAGGGUUAGACCAAUUGCUUGAACAUCUAGCUGAUAACGAUCCAAUCAGGUACGGGACACUUCCAGCAAGAAAAGAAGCUGUGGAGAAUCUCCUAACGGUUAAGGUAUGUGAGCCAUUGCAAUGUUCGGUUUGUUUGGAUGAUUUUGACAAGGGAAGUGAAGCUAAAGAGAUGCCUUGUAAGCACAAGUUUCACGUCCGGUGUAUAUUACCGUGGCUUGAGCUUCACAGUUCGUGUCCCGUGUGCCGAUAUGAGCUCCCUCCUGAUGAUGAGAUAAAGGUUGAUUUGGUCAGACCGAGAACAAGAACUCUAGAGAUCAACUUAAGUGAUGAGAAUGUGGAAGAUGGUGCAAGGAAUGGUAAUGGGAGUGAGAGCAGAUUCUCUUUUCCCUGGCCGUUCAGCGGAUUAUUCUCUUCUUCCUCUUCGUCAUCUGCGUCGGCUUCAGGGUCUUCUCAGCCCAAUCAAAACUCAUAUUCAGGAUAAAAGAGAGAAUCGUAAACAAAUCCAUCUAUGCGUUUCUCUUGGAUCACUAUUCCUCAGCUUCAACCAAGUAUAUAAAUCUUGUUCACUCAGAUUGUUGAAAAUAAAUAAACGGUUUGGA